This is a messenger RNA of Lampris incognitus (smalleye Pacific opah), 716 nucleotides long. RefSeq names its product ephrin-A2a (gene efna2a). Gene Ontology annotation, biological process: axon guidance; osteoclast differentiation; ephrin receptor signaling pathway. Gene Ontology annotation, cellular component: plasma membrane. Gene Ontology annotation, molecular function: ephrin receptor binding. The record is from RefSeq and is a predicted model, not a curated record. Lineage: Eukaryota; Metazoa; Chordata; Actinopteri; Lampriformes; Lampridae.
CAGAGGGAGCUUAGCGAGGGUUUCUGUCGGCGCAGCGGCGCAGUCAAGGCUUGAUCCCAGUUAGAGCGCGUUUCCUGUGGAUGUCUAUGAUGCUGUGCCAGCUCGGGCAGAGGUGUGUGAUGGAGGUGAUGGUGCUCACCAUCCUGUCCUGGGUGUCGGUGUCAGAGGAGAAGAUCAUAUUUGACAGACACGCUGUCUACUGGAACAGCUCCAACCCCCAAGUAAGUGAAGAGUUCUGGCACGGAGAAUACAGGGUGGCGGUGAGCAUCAACGACUACCUGGACAUCUACUGUCCUUACUACGAGGGUCCCCCAGCCCACGGUCGCAUGGAGCGCUACAUCCUCUUCAUGGUCAACCACGAGGGCUACACUUCCUGCCAGCACAGGAUGCGCGGCUUCAAGCGCUGGGAAUGCAACCGCCCCAGCGGUCCUGAUGGACCCCUGCGCUUCUCUGAGAAGUUCCAGCUCUUCACCCCCUUCUCCUUGGGCUUUGAGUUCAGGCCUGGACACGAGUACUACUACAUCUCGUCUCCUCACCCAAACCAUGUGGGGAGGGCAUGUCUAAAGCUGAAGGUGUAUGUCAGACCUCCAGAUGGAUCGGGAUACGACUCCCCAGAGCCCUUCCUGACUGACGGAGGUUCGAGCUGGACGCCUGGGUCCUUGGCCCUUCUACCCAUCCUGGCCUCACUGCUCCCAGGACUCUUCUCUUGGCUGUGA